Messenger RNA from Solanum dulcamara, 945 nucleotides. RefSeq lists its product as uncharacterized. Gene Ontology annotation, cellular component: cytoplasm; nucleus. The record is from RefSeq and is a predicted model, not a curated record. Gene Ontology annotation, molecular function: RNA binding; ribonuclease III activity. The coding region runs from base 71 to 751 and encodes 226 amino acids. NCBI's taxonomy places the organism in Eukaryota, Viridiplantae, Streptophyta, Magnoliopsida, Solanales, Solanaceae. Gene Ontology annotation, biological process: siRNA processing. The transcript has 2 exons.
UCAGUUUUUCCCCCAGGAAAGCAACGCCUUCGCGCGCGCGCGCUCCACCGAAUUUUUACAUUCAAAAUACAUGCAGCAAUCGCCGGAAAAUUGCGCGAUGGUGACCGACGCAAAUAGGUUACCACCGGCGCCGGAGGAAGAAAUUACAAACACGGCGACAUCAGUAAGGGCAAUGGAAGAGUUAUUCAAGUAUCGGUUUAAGAACACGAAGCUUCUAGAAGAAGCUCUUACUCACUCUUCUAAUAAUUAUUACCAGCGGCUCGCCUUCGUCCGCGACGCCGCUCUCUGUUUAGUUAUUUCGAGUUGUUUGUUCGUGACUUACCCUGACGUUGACUGUGGUAAGCUUACUGACCUCCGCGCUGUCAAUAAGUUGCUAAAGUUGCCCUCCGGCACGGCCUCUACAAGUACCUCCGCAGCGAUUCGGCAAUCCUCGAUGAAAAGAGUAGGGAAAGAGAUAGGUCCUGCUCAUGGUGGGAGGUUUAUAUGCUCUGUGCAAAUUGCAAUUGCUGAAGGCAUGCUUUUUGGGAUGGGAGACGAGAAGUCACGAGUAAAAGAUGCAGAGAAUUCAGCAGCUUUAACAAUGAUCCGGAGUUGCAGGAAUCCAAGUUCAGUUGAUUUAUACAUAGUUCCACGUUCCAAUUCCAGGACAAAGCAGAUAGCAAGGGACGUGCAACUUGGAAGUAAAGCUUACUCAGGUUCUCUCUCGAUUAGUGCAAUAAUCAUCUUUGGUUGCUGCAAAGUGAAUAUUUAAUACAAUGUUAUAGCCCCACUUAAGAAGAUAGAUAGCAGAAGAGAUACUACGUGAUAGUGUUAGAGAUUCCAGGACCUAUGUCAUAGCAGACUGAGCUCUGGCCAAUUCAGAUUAGAAUGUUGCCAUGAAGCUCUUUAUAUAAAUACCAUAUUAGAAAAUUAUCCUUGGGCCUAAAGCAACCCUAGAAGCUAGCU